This is a messenger RNA of Ambispora leptoticha, 1350 nucleotides long. Lineage: Eukaryota; Fungi; Glomeromycota; Glomeromycetes; Archaeosporales; Ambisporaceae. The record is from the annotation of a GenBank genome assembly.
AUGAGCGGCAUCACCGAUAACGAAAAACUUCAGUAUUUCUCUGUGUUCAACCAACUUGGUCCUGUAAAUGGAUUUAUUACAGGUUCUCAAGCACAUAAAUGGCUUGUAAAUUCAAACUUGCCAGUAAACAAGGAUCUUUGUGACAUAGAUAAAGACGGAAACCUUGAUUUUGACGAGUUUGCAGUCACUUUUAGAUUAGUCAAUGAUCUUUUGGCAGGAGUAUACCCUGACGUUCCACCAACGCUUCCGCAACACCUUAUUCCUCAGAGCAAGUUGCAUUUAUUAGCAACACACGGUGGUGGUGGUAGCAUCGGGAAUUUAGGCGGAGGUGGAACUUUUAUUGGAGCAGCAGGAGGAACAAGCGGACAAAUUACAGCUGGAUUUAAUACACCAGGGAUUGGACAGAUUAAUAUUGGUGUGAACGAUUUGUUAAGCGCUCAGGAACGAUUUCCUCCGAUACCUUCAACAUUACCUAAUCGGAAUCAAUUUUCGCAAGCUCCACCACCAGCUCCAUCUCCUACACUUCAUUCCAGUUACGGUAGUUUUCCAACCGCACCAUUGACAGACGAUUUUGAUUGGUAUAUGCCACCCGCUGAUAAAUUUAACUACGAGAAUCAGUACACCAGUCACGCUGGGGCACAUGGAUAUGUAAAAUUUGCAUAUUUCGAUGACCUAUAUUUACAGCUUGGAAUUCCCAGAGAAGAGUGUAUAGCCGCAUGGAACCUUGCAGAUGUCAAUUUCGAGCAACAACUCGGUAAAGAUGCGUGUUUAGUAUUUUUACACAUACUCAAUCAACGCAGUAAAGGAAAACGUAUUCCAAGUCAAUUGCCAAAUGCUCUAAAAACUUCAUUAAUACGCGGAAAACUUAAUUAUAACUAUAAUGAAACGUUGGAUCCUACGUCUACUACACGUCGAGCACGUUCUGAUACCAGCGAUUCGGGAUCAACGCGGUCCUAUGGAGGAACAAAACGAGAGGAAGAACAACUACUACAAAAACUCGCCGACUUGAACGAAAAAAUACAAAAAGCCGAAGAAAGAGCACUUUCAAGUUACACUAACGCACUAUCUUCCACGACAUCCUCGGAAACGAUAACAGAAUUUCAACAGCUGCUAGAAUACAAGCAGAAGCAAUUAUCCGCCCUUAAAGAUCUCGUUGGUGCCAAACAGAAAUCAUCAUCUGUGUUUCUUGAGAAUUAUAUUCGGCGCGAGAAGUCCGCGGUACGUGAAUUAGAGGAGAAUUUACAGUCGUUGAAAACUCAAUUCUCGAUAUUGGAAACACAUUACAAUAACAGUGAACGCGAGUUACGACAGUUGCAACAGGAUAUUGAGGUGGCUAAGAGUGGAAGAUAA